AUCCUUCAAAACCUAACAAUUUCAAUUUCAACUAAAGGAGAUAGCGAGAACCCAACAGCUUUUUUGCUCUCUUCCUUUGAAUGAUUUCAAUGUCGUGUGUCCCAAAACAUUUGGUCGAAGAAGAAGAAGAAAAUACCCAAAUCAAAACCGAACUCCAUGACCACGGUGAUAUUCCUGUUCGUUACGCCUCUCUUGAGAGCGUCUACUCCGUUUCUUCUUCCUCGUCUUCAUUGUGUUGUAUUAGCGCGGCUGGUUCACACAAGAAGGUCAAUGCCCAGAAGAACCCAAUGAGUGAUAGUUUUGAGUUGCAGCCUCAUCGGCGUCCGGAGAUUGUUCACGUCUAUUGUCGCCGUAAGAGGAGGAGGCGGCGGCGGAGGGAGUCUUUCGUUGAGUUAGCAAUACUUCAGAAUGAGGGAGUGGAGAGAAAGGAUGUGAUUGUGAAGAUUGAAAAUGCGGAGCUUGAUGAGGAGGAGGAGGAGGAGAAGAAGAAGAAGAAGCAGAAGAAAAGGAGGAUUGGUAAUGGUGAGCUCAUGAAAUUGGGUGUGGAUUCAACUACUUUAAGCGUCUCUGCUACCCCGCCUUUACGGGGAUGUCGAAUUAAAGCUGUGUGUAGCGGAAAUAAACAAGAUGGAUCUUCCCGGAGUAAGAGGAGUUUUGUCAAAAAUCAGGAGAAGGUAGUCUCAGCUUCUGCUACAGCUAAGAAAUGGGUCAGGUUGAGUUAUGAUGGUGUCGAUCCUAAAAAUUUCAUUGGGCUGCAAUGCAAGGUUUUUUGGCCAUUGGAUGCUGUUUGGUAUCCUGGUUCUAUCAUGGGAUAUAAUGUAGAAACAAAGCAUCACAUUGUUAAAUAUGGAGAUGGAGAUGGCGAGGAAUUAGCUCUUCGUCGUGAAAAGAUCAAAUUUUUAAUUUCUCGUGACGAGAUGGAGUUGCUAAACAUGAAGUUUGGUACUAAUGAUGUCGCCGUUCAUGGUCAAGAUUAUGAUGAACUGGUUAUAUUGGCUGCUUCUUUUGAGGAUUGUCAAGAUUUUGAGCCUAGAGACAUCAUAUGGGCGAAACUAGCAGGUCAUGCUAUGUGGCCAGCAAUUAUUGUUGAUGAGUCUGUUAUUGUAAAGCGGAAAGGUCUAAACAACAAGGCAUCUGGAGGAAGAUCUGUCCUCGUACAGUUUUUCGGCACCCAUGAUUUUGCUAGAAUACAAGUCAAACAAGCGGUCUCAUUUCUUAAAGGGCUUCUCUCACGGUCUCCCCUGAAGUGUAAGCAACCUCGGUUUGAAGAGGCUAUGGAGGAAGCAAAAAUGUACCUAAAAGAAUAUAAGCUUCCAGGAAGGAUGGAUCAACUUCAAAAAGUUGCUGAUACUGAUUAUUCGGAAAGGACUAAUAGUGGAGAAGAGGAUAGCUCAAACUCGGGUGAUGAUUACACUAAAGAUGGAGAAGUCUGGUUGCGACCAACAGAACUUGGAGAUUGCUUGCAUAGAAUAGGCGAUCUGCAAAUAAUCAAUCUUGGAAGGAUCGUGACAGACUCAGAAUUUUUCAAGGAUAGUAAGCAUACUUGGCCUGAAGGGUAUACAGCUAUAAGAAAAUUUAUAUCACUAAAAGAUCCUGAUGCAUCUGCCAUGUACAAGAUGGAAGUGCUUAGAGAUCCCGAGUCAAAAACUCGUCCUGUUUUCAGAGUUACAACCAACAGCGGUGAGCAGUUCAAAGGGGACACUCCAUCUGCCUGCUGGAAUAAAAUAUAUAAUAGGAUAAAAAAGAUUCAGAGUGCUUCUGAUGGUCCUGAUGGUUUGGGUGAAGGACUUCAUGAAUCUGGUACAGAUAUGUUUGGCUUCUCCAACCCAGAAGUCGAUAAACUUAUUCAGGGGCUAUUACAAUCUAGACCACCUUCCAAGGUUUCUCAGCGCAAAUAUAGUUCCGGAAAGUAUCAAGAUCAUCCUACUGGUUACCGACCUGUACGGGUGGACUGGAAAGAUCUUGAUAAGUGCAAUGUCUGCCACAUGGAUGAGGAAUAUGAGAACAAUUUGUUCUUGCAAUGUGAUAAAUGCAGAAUGAUGGUCCAUACUAGAUGCUAUGGGCAGCUAGAACCCCGUGAUGGCAUUCUGUGGUUAUGCAACUUAUGUCGUCCUGGCGCUCUUGAUAUUCCUCCUCGAUGUUGUCUUUGUCCUGUAGUAGGGGGUGCUAUGAAGCCGACAACUGAUGGGCGCUGGGCUCAUCUGGCGUGUGCCAUAUGGAUCCCAGAAACCUGCUUAUUGGAUGUCAAGAAGAUGGAACCGAUCGAUGGGGUUAAGAAAGUCAAUAAGGAUCGUUGGAAAUUGUUGUGCAGCAUCUGUGGUGUAUCUUAUGGAGCUUGUAUCCAAUGUUCGAAUAGUUCUUGUCGAGUGGCAUAUCAUCCACUAUGUGCACGAGCUGCUGGUCUCUGUGUUGAGCUUGCAGAUGAGGAUAGGCUUUUUCUUCUAUCAAUGGAUGACGAUGAAGCAGAUCAGUGCAUCCGCCUGCUUUCAUUUUGCAAGAGGCAUCGACAAACAUCAAAUGACCACUUAGAAACAGAGUACAUGAUCAAACCAGCUCAUAACAUUGCCGAGUAUCUCCCACCUCCUAAUCCAUCUGGCUGUGCUCGCACUGAGCCAUAUAAUUAUCUUGGAAGAAGAGGACGUAAGGAACCUGAAGCUCUUGCUGGUGCUUCUUCAAAACGAUUAUUUGUUGAGAAUCAGCCGUACAUUGUUGGUGGAUACUCUCGACAUGAAUUUUCAACCUACGAACGCAUUUAUGGAUCAAAGAUGUCACAAAUAACUACUCCAAGCAAUAUUCUAUCUAUGGCUGAGAAAUAUACAUUCAUGAAGGAAACGUACAGGAAGAGACUAGCAUUUGGGAAAUCGGGAAUUCAUGGUUUUGGGAUCUUUGCAAAGCUUCCGCACAGGGCGGGAGAUAUGAUGAUUGAGUACACUGGUGAACUUGUUAGGCCACCAAUAGCUGACAAGAGAGAGCAUCUUAUAUACAACUCAAUGGUGGGUGCUGGGACCUAUAUGUUUAGAAUUGAUAAUGAGCGAGUCAUAGACGCAACAAGGACAGGCAGCAUUGCCCACCUCAUCAAUCACUCAUGUGAGCCAAAUUGCUAUUCAAGAGUCAUUAGUGUUAAUGGUGAUGAGCAUAUUAUCAUAUUUGCAAAGAGAGAUGUUGCAAAAUGGGAGGAGCUGACCUAUGACUAUAGGUUCUUUUCAAUUGAUGAGCGCCUUGCAUGUUACUGUGGUUUCCCAAGAUGCCGGGGUGUUGUUAAUGACACAGAAGCCGAAGAACAACAGGCAAAUAUUCAUGCUUCUCGCUCUUCGGAGUAUGAUGCUUCUGUAGUUCAGUUUACUUGUGUCCAAAUGUCAAAACCUCUCAAGUUCCUUCUUUGGUCAUCUCUUGCUCUAUUGCUUCUUCAGAUAGGUUCUGGGGCAAUAUGUGAGAGCAAAAGCAGCGAACCCGCGGUGAGGCAGACACAGGUGAAGUGGAGAGAAGGAAAGAAGUUCAGAGUGGAGGUAAUGAACAAAUGUCCUAUGUGUCCAAUCAUCAACCUUCGUCUGAAAUGUCAAGGAUUUCCUCAGUCGCUUGUGGACCCCACACUCCUCCGCGUUCUCUCCUCUUCCACCGGAAACUGUGUCGUUAACGAUGGCCUGCCACUGAGUCCAAUGCAGACUCUCUCCUUCAACUACUCCAACUCACACCAGUUUGCUCUGCGCCCUCUUUCUUGGUCUUUUCAGUGCGAGUAAAUCAAUAAGUUAGUUAAGUCAAUAAAAUGUUCAUCAUCAA
Molecule: messenger RNA, 3777 nt
Organism: Arabidopsis arenosa
Lineage: Eukaryota; Viridiplantae; Streptophyta; Magnoliopsida; Brassicales; Brassicaceae
Source: the annotation of a GenBank genome assembly